Molecule: messenger RNA, 2668 nt
Organism: Tremella mesenterica DSM 1558
Lineage: Eukaryota; Fungi; Basidiomycota; Tremellomycetes; Tremellales; Tremellaceae
Exons: 11
Coding region: 284-2668 (794 amino acids)
Source: RefSeq, a predicted model, not a curated record
CAUCCUUGACCUCAUUCAUUGACCAGAAUUAUGCUGGUAUGGAAGGGACUACUCCGGUGAGCAGUUUCUAUGUCUCACCAACGUCGAAUCACAGCUCCGUCUUUUGCGCUUGAACCACCUCACCCGGAGGCUCGAGACUGUCUUCCUCCUAUCAUAAUCAUACUUUCAGCUGUCUUCGAUCAAGCUCUUCAUAUCCGAUAUCAUUGAUACAGAUAAAGUGAGAAGGGUCUAUAUACGGUUCUCACAAUCACUUGCUAAAGGGGUUCGCUGCGCACGUUGCACCAUGAACCCACUUGCUCCUGAUCCUCAUACCCACCCUGUCGACAUCUUUUCAGAGACCAAACGUCCCACAACCUCAAGUCAAAGAGAAUAUAACUUUUCGUCUGAUCAGCGUCCCAACGUUUCUUCGGAUAAAGAGGCAGGGGAAGAAGACUCGGUAAAAGAUUUCCUCCGUUCCCUUCCGACCCAAGCGGAUCCUGAACGACAAGCAUUAUGGACUCAAUUGAUCCAAUUAAAGACCCGCAGUUUGGAAUUGCAAAUUGCUGAAGCUAGGAAAAAAGAGAAAGAAGCUGAGGUGGAAUUGGAAAGAUUACGACAAGGUGUUCAAACAUGGACUGAGGGACAACCUCGACAACAUUCUCUCCCUACCACCACUGUAAUAUCACAUACCUCUCCCGGGCAACCUAGUACUAUCCCUAUCACAAGUCCACAGAUAACUUCAUCACUCGACUUGACCAAUCUAGGUAUGCCCUCAUCUGUGACUUUACCAUUCUCUUCCACCAUCCAGUCACCUGUCGUGCCUCUAGUGCCGCUGGCCCACUCCAAUCAAAUAUCUCACGAUCCUCACGGCGAAAUGGCUUUCGACUUGGAAGCAAUGUUACAAUCCAAUGACCUUGGUCAUCUCGAUAGUGCCUUUUCGUGGUUAUCAGAUUUUGUCGAUCCCUUCGCUACUUCUUAUACUUCUGAGUCGAUCUUCAACCCUCUCUCAUCUUCCCAUGUUGAAGGUUCUCUUCCAAUACCUUUCUCUUCUGGUCUUCAACAAGAUUAUCAAUUGAAUAACUCAUCCGUCGUCAAACCUGAAUCGCCCAUAUCACCAGUCAAGCGAUCCCGAUCACCUGAAAGUCUCUCAUCACCUCCAGCGAAGAAAUCAAAAGGUAAAUUCGAGAAAAAAAUCGUCAUUGACAAACAUGCAAACUGUAUGAGAUGUCGAAGACCUAUGGGACACGUUAUGUUACGCGCUCCCAAGACUCAAAUACCAGAACCAAUCCGUGUGAAUUUUCUAUGUACCGGUUGUGCUCAUGUUCAUCUCCCAUCAUCAUUACCUGAUCAGAACAUGGGGGGAGGUGGUACAGGGAGUGGUGGACCCAGCAUCGGUACGGUAGAUUCGAGGAAGCGAAUGAGGGCAGCUAUGGAACUUCAAGAUGAAGGUGUCGAUGAGGAGAGGAAGAGGAUCUUUUGUGAUGUUUGUCAAAGAGUCUCGGGAGCGGGACAUGUGUUAGGUUCUCACAAAGAGGAUCUGGGGUACAUGUGUGAGAUCAUCUGCGCGGCUUGUGAGAGCAAGUAUCAAAGAUGCACUGAUUGCGGUGGAGGUGGUGGUCCGAGAAUAGGGAUAGGGAAAUGGCGUAUGAGGCAGGUGUUUCAACCGGGACGCAAGACUUGUUCACUAUCACAUAGCCGGAUUGGAGAUAGACCUUUGGAAAUCGGAGUUCAUGUUACACCGACUGACUUUACCCCAGAACAACUCAAGGAAGUCAUCGCUCGGUGUAAGUCACUGUGGAAUGAGAAGACAUUGGCUAGAUUGGCAGUACCGGAGAUGCUAGAGAUCGAUCUCCCUCCCGGAGCCAGUAAUCCUCUAAGGACAUACGAAGAUAUCGAGAAUAUAAUAUCUGGCAAUUGGCCAGCCAGGGAGAAAAUGAUCAGAGCGGACGGUGCCGAGCCUUCCCGCUUCAAACGUCUUCUCGGUUUGGUGUGGGCUCAUUCUAAGCCAAGGAGGAAUGUACGUACUGUCGACUUGGAAGAGGAGUGGCAAAAGACUACAGAAGGGGAAGACGACAAUGAUUUGAGUACAGUUCUUGCGAAUGUCAGGAAGACGAAUGUGGUGAUUCCACCAGGUACGGAGUUGAUCAAUAUGUGGGGCGGGGAAUGGGAUAUGCAACAGGGUUCAUUACUCAUCUCCACCUUCAUUCCCUUUGAAGGUGCCGAUGGCGAAGACAGUGUCGCUCUCAGUGUUGGCGAGAUGAUCACGCAUUGUCAAGAUCUGAGAUUGGAGAUCAAUGCUCAACUUCAACAUUCCGCGGCAGGGGGUGGGAUGCAAGCAGAAUCGGUGAGGCAGGUGGAACAUCUUUGGGUUGUUUCUGGGGGAUGGAUGCCAUUGGUACGAGAGAGAAUUGCCGAUAUAUUAGUCAGAAAACGUUCUUUCGUUCAUGUUGAAGAAUACCUUACUCGACAUCCAGAUUUCGUAGAGUCGAUCAAAGCCAGACCAUACGGAAUGCAUCCCGACUUACAACGUAUCAUGUCAAGUGUAGAAAAUGGUAGACCACCUCCUAAACCUCUCAUUCUCGUCCGAUGGUUAGGUAAGGACUUUGAUGCUCAGAGGAUUUUAGAGAUCAAGCAAGCGGAAUUUGGGGGAAAGGGGAAGGUGAAACGAAAAUCUAAAAGUAAAUCGUGA